Molecule: messenger RNA, 1709 nt
Organism: Paraphaeosphaeria sporulosa
Lineage: Eukaryota; Fungi; Ascomycota; Dothideomycetes; Pleosporales; Didymosphaeriaceae
Product: alcohol dehydrogenase-like protein
Exons: 1
Coding region: 165-1298 (377 amino acids)
Molecular function (GO): oxidoreductase activity
Source: RefSeq, a predicted model, not a curated record
AUUUGGGAGAGCUCAGCCCCACCUGGUGCUCCCCAUAGGUACCCCGCUGCGGGGUUUGAACCUUGAUCCAUGGCACGCGAUGGAAACGACAUAUCCAUUCAAACGCGCUGUAUCUUGACCAGUCGACACGAAGUUUGUAGUUUUCCAAUAUCCCAGGAACCGCAAUGGCAACCAAGCUUCCCGAAACAAUGCGAGGCCAGUUCCUCCACGCGUACAAGCAACCAUACCAAUCACGCAUCGUGCCUAUACCGAAACCCUUGCAUCCAGACGACGUCUUGAUCAAAGUCGAUGCCGCAUCGUACUGCCAUACCGACUAUGUCUUAGCCCAAGGGCAGAUGCCAGGUCUUCCGAAUUCUUUCCCACACAUCGGGUGCCACGAAUUUGCUGGCACCACAGUCUCCCAUUCCGCUCAUCCAAGUCCAGAUGCAGCCAAAUUCAAGAUAGGCACGCGAGUUGGAGUUACCGGACGUGCCUUCCAUGCUUGUCGAGAGUGCUUUGAGUGUCAGGGCUCAAAGGACCCCAUAGCCCAGGACGAGAAAGGCUACUCGGUGCACUGCACACGUGCAGAGAAUAACGGAAUCAGCAAAGACGGCGGAUUUGCAGAAUAUGCCGUGGUUGAUGCCCGCCAGCUCGCGCCAAUACCGGAAAAACUUUCGGCGGUGGAGACUGCGCCGCUCAUGUGCGCUGGUAUAACGAUAUAUGCUGCAUUAAAACGAUGCCAGCUGACGCCUGGGGACCGCGUAGCGAUCAUGGGGGCUGGCGGAGGCCUUGGACAUCUCGGACUGCAGUAUGCGACUAAGAUGGGCUUCAAAACCCUCGGUGUCGACGCGGCGGACGGACCGCUCAACCUGGCGAGAUCACUUGACACCGGUGCACAAAUUGUUGACGCAAGAUCAGAGAAAGCAGCAGACGUUGUGGAGCAGCUUGGCGCGGAAGACGGAAAACGCGACCUUGGUGAAAAGGGUGUUGAUGCUGUGAUUAUCCUACCAGAAAGUCAAGCAGCGUUUGAUUAUGGCAUGACACUGCUGAAGUCCCACAGCAAGUGCGUGAUCGUCUCUUUCCCAGAGGCGGGUUUCCACGUAUCGUCUCGGGAUAUUGUUUUCCGAGACAUCUCAAUCAUAGGCAGUCUCGUUGGGAGCAACAAGACGCUGCGUGAGAUGCUCGACUUCUCGGCACAACACGGUAUACGGGCGGUGGCCAAGUCAUUUCCUCUUUCAGAGCUGAACGCACUGGUGGAGGAUUACCACAAAGGUGGUGGUGGCAAGCUAGUUGUAGAUAUGGCGUUGGAUGGCCAGUGAUAACAGACAAAUUUGUGACAGUGAUCUCAUUGGGACCCAAAACUUGAAACUCAUCCCGAAUCCAACAUGUCUGCGUAUAGAUUCAGAGCACUGCCGAUGACGUCGACAAUCGCCCAAGUCUGCGCGCCUUUGAAGAUCGUGGCCCAGACCCUGAGGACUCCAGCACUCAAACACUUGGUGUAUGCGGGUGAGUCAAUAGGUACGUCAGCCGGAAGGGCAAACUCUGUCUCGUCGAGCAUGCUCUUGACGAUUGAAGUGAUCCGGCGCUCGUCUUCCGUGACAGCGGGCUCUGGAUUGGGUAUAGACAAUGCUUCCAACCACUUGCUCAUCAAGUAGGCGCACUCCAAUGUACAUAAAGAAUGCUGUAUAGACCAAAUAAACGAUUGUGUCUUCGCGACGAGUCGGUAGCCA